Sphaerodactylus townsendi is the source of this 3323-nucleotide messenger RNA. RefSeq names its product MAF bZIP transcription factor B (gene MAFB). Gene Ontology annotation, cellular component: nucleus. Gene Ontology annotation, biological process: regulation of myeloid cell differentiation; regulation of transcription by RNA polymerase II. Gene Ontology annotation, molecular function: RNA polymerase II cis-regulatory region sequence-specific DNA binding; DNA-binding transcription factor activity, RNA polymerase II-specific. The record is from RefSeq and is a predicted model, not a curated record. Lineage: Eukaryota; Metazoa; Chordata; Lepidosauria; Squamata; Sphaerodactylidae. The transcript has 2 exons. The coding region runs from base 419 to 1426 and encodes 335 amino acids.
CGCUGGAGGCUGCGGCUGGGAGGCGGGCUCGCCUGGCCGGGACUGGGCGCUCGCUUUCCGCCUGGCCUCGUCCUGUCUUCCCCCGCCCGUGGCCGAAGCGCCCGCCCCGCCGCCUGAAAGUUGCCGGCCGCGCCAGAAACCCGGACUUACAAACGCAAAGCAGCAGCAGCAGCAGGAGCCGCCUCCGCCGCCGCGCUUGGCUCGCGCUCCGCAGGACGGCACCGAGAGAGCGGGGCCAGGAGGCAGCCCGAGCAGUGGGGCCGGGGGUCUGCCCUUGGCUUGGCCCGCGGGCGCGCUUGCCGAGCGAACCGGAGAGCCAGUUGCUGCGGGCUGGCCGGCCCCGGAGAGCUCCGGGCCCUGGAGUGAGGCGGCCGCCAGCCCUCCUCCUCCUCCGCGCGCCCCCGCCCGCCCCAGCGCCAUGGCCGGCGAGCUGAGUAUGGGCCCCGAGCUGCCCACCAGCCCCUUGGCCAUGGAGUACGUCAACGACUUCGACCUCAUGAAGUUCGACGUGAAGAAGGAACCCCUGGGCAGAACCGACCGCCCGGUCCGGCACUGCACGCGCCUCCAGCCGGCCGGGUCGGUCUCCUCCACCCCCAUCAGCACCCCCUGCAGCUCGGUGCCCUCGUCGCCCAGCUUCAGCCCCACCGAGCAGAAGACUCACCUGGAGGACCUCUACUGGAUGGCCAGCAGCUACCCGCAGAUGAACCCGGAGACGCUCAACCUCACCCCGGAGGACGCGGUGGAAGCCCUCAUCGGGCCCCACCAAGUGCCCCAGCAGCUCCAGAGCUUCGAGAGCUUCCGGGCGGCCGCCGCCCACCACCACCAUCACCACCACCAUCAGCAGCACCACCACCACCAGUACGGCGGGAUCACCCACGAAGACCUGGCCGGCCCGGGGCACCAUCACCCCCACUCCCACCACCACCAGGCGUCCCCCACCCCCUCCAACGCCUCCAGCUCCUCCCAGCAGCUCCCCAACACGCACCAGCAGCACCCCUCGUCCGUCUCCUCGUCCAGCAGCGUGGAGGACCGCUUCUCGGACGACCAGCUGGUCUCCAUGUCGGUGCGGGAGCUCAACCGGCACCUGAGGGGCUUCACCAAAGACGAGGUGAUCCGUCUCAAGCAGAAGAGGAGGACCUUGAAGAACAGAGGCUAUGCCCAGUCUUGCAGGUACAAGCGGGUCCAGCAGAAGCAUCACUUGGAGAACGAGAAGACCCAACUCAUCCAGCAGGUGGAACAGCUCAAGCAAGAGGUGACCCGGCUGGCCAGAGAGAGAGACGCCUACAAGCUCAAGUGCGAGAAACUGGCCAGCAAUGGCUUCAGAGAGGCCGGCUCCACCAGCGACAACCCGUCUUCUCCCGAGUUCUUCAUAACUUUAUCCUGGACUUUGCAAAACAAAGGGAUGGGCCCUGGACAAGCCAUCUAGAAUAUCUGCUUUGGAGUUGUUUUUUAAAGGAAGAAAACAAAACGAGGGAGAAUGCACAAAAUGGAGAGGGAAAAAAAAGUAAAGCAGAGGACAAUAAAUGCAAACUCGUAUAUUGCCUGCCUUGAGAGACAGAAUUCAGAUGGGACAUUUCUUGCAAGAGAGGAAAGGGGAGACCAAGGACUCUUCUCGGUUUCAUUGCCUGCUUGAUUAUAUAGGGGAAAAAAUACAAAAAAAAUUCUGCAUUAAAAAUAUUAAUCCUGCAUGCUGGACAUGUAUGGUAACUUCUAUUUUGUACCAUUUUUUUCUUGUUUAACUUUUCGCAUGUCGUUGAUCAUCGACCAUAGCUCCCCCCUCCUGUUGUUAUUGUGUUUUGUUUUGUUUUUCAUUGAGUAAUACUAUGUCACGAGUUAUCUCUCUAUAUAAAAGCCCUCUUUCUAUUGCUCGUGCAAUUGUUUGUUCCUAUUUCUCUUUCUUUUCUUGUUUUUAUUUGAAAAGUUGGGGCCCAAUCCACUUGGAAGGUCUCCAGCGCGAGCUCCGGGUGGCAUCUAAUGGGGCCUCCGCGCCACAGCACCAGGAGUGGAUUGGGCCCCCGGGUCUAGCUUGUAAAUAUCGGCCACUUCCACCCGCACAGCGGAGGGGGGAAAAACAAAAACAGGAGAACAUUUCAGCAGGCUGGUUAUCGCUGGUGAUGGUCGUUCCUUAAGCAAAACGAUGACUUACCAAUCAGUCAAUAAGAAUCCUGGGCAUUUUGCAUUCAGAACGCAACUUUGUAUAUUUGGUGCACUUUUGAAGUUGUAACUUUCUUUAUAAAAAUUAGUUUUCAUUUUGGUUUUUGUUGGUUUGGGGCACAGAAGGUCAAGCCUAACCUCGGCGCCCCCCUCCCCCAUAACUUGGAAGUCAAACCUACCGCAACUGAUGGAAUAAAACUCCAUUGGACUGUGCUGGACUUCAGUGUCUGAGGAUGCAGAAAGGGGGGGGGGUGUUUAAAAAAAACCAAGACAGCAAGUUAUUGGAAAAGUCAGUGGGCCAGCUCCAUGUUGCUUCUACCCUAGACGGCCCACCUCUCUACACCAUUUAUCCUACACUCAGGAAUAGGAGGGAGAGGGCAGAAUGUGCAAUUAGGUACCCCCCCCUCCCCGACCCUGCAACAAUUGGCUGCUUCAUUUCUUUGAGCUGAGAGAUGCCAGCAAAUUCCAGAAGCAGAGUCCUUAACAGCUCACCUGCAUGAGUUGUGAUUGGAGUUGGACUGAUUGGUGCAAAAAGUCUGAAUGAAUUUUGAAUUAGGGGAGGGGGGGCUGAAACCAGCUCCUUUUAAACAUGCCUGCUUGGAGGGGCGUACUUCCCCCUCUCCCGUGCAUUCUUUUGCAAACUUUAAUUUGCUUCUUUGUGCAGCCAGUGAUAGUUUAGCCAAAUUUGUUCACCACUUGGUGUAGUAAUAAUAUUUUGAAGUCUUUAUGUUUCCCCUCCCCCCUUUUUGGGGUUUUUUUUUUGUGUGUUUCCUCCUGCAGGUCAGUAAAAGGAUUUUACGUUGCACUGACAAAAAUACCAAAAUGAAAACUUUAUUUUUUAGUUUCCUUUUAGGGAUUGCUGGCACUGCUGGCCGGAUGCAUUUUAAGUUUGUAUUAGUUGAUAAAUUAACAGUAAUACCAAGAAUCGUAAUAAAUGAAGAGCAUGGUGCUUGCCGUUUUAAAUAUUGUGGAUAUUAGUCUUGCAUCAGAAGAAAAAAAAAGACCCCUUGAGCUUUUGGGUUUUUACGGAUUCAACUGUGUUGAAGUCGCAACAUUGCAGCAGCAGAUUCUUUUUAUUUCAUGUAAAGUUCUGAAGGGAUCAAUUUCAAAUCCUGCUUAUGAUAUGGAAAAAUAUUAAAAGAAAACCUCUUGGUCUUAUUGUAGUUUUA